CUUAUAGAAAUUGUCUCCGAAAACUGUAAGGAGAAGUUCCUAGAAGAAGAAGAAGCUAGCUCAUCUGAUGCGAUCCUCAAUUCCAUGGAAAAUGACAGUUGUACAUCAACACGCAAUACAAGGGAAUUGCAUCCAAUGGGAGACACAGAAUACAUUGUUUUGUUGCCCUCUUAAAACUUUUGAGCUUAAAUUAAUUGGCCAGCCAGCCCCUGUAAUUUUACCUUCGAUUACACCGAAGCCGCUCUCCCCUGUACGUGUUGAUCUUUCAGUUCCCAUCCUAUUUAUUAAAUGAAACAAAACAACUAUUCGCAAACUCGUUGUUCCAGUCGUUCGUGUAUAUUCGCUUACCUUUUCCGAUACAACUUUGCGAAGUAUGGGCUAAUAUUGAAAGUGUAGGACAAAUACAGCGAUACUCGAUCUCGGGACCUGGCGAUGAUACAUAGGAUCGCCAACUGCAUGGGUUUUGAACAAUCCUAGGAGGAAAUGAAUAUAAUUUUGUGUUAUAUCUUCAUCUCUUUGGAGACAUCGAUCUUUCUUUCAAUUUGUGUAGAAGGAUUCUGUAGGGGGAAGGAAUGGUUCCUCCCCAAUUUAUUUAUUUAUUUAAUUAAUUCUACAAAAUUGGUAAUGCCAAGUGUUUUCAUGUUUAUUAAAAUUUCGUUAAAAAAAGGUGAUUUGGAUUUGGGAAUGUGAAAAUCUAUGGAUGCUGGUCUUUCAAGGACGUAAUUAAUGAGGGUGUGAAUGACAGACGUUUUAAUUAUCUAGAAGCUCUUUUAUCCUGGAAUUUACAAGAUAUUUGUUAGUGAAUCUCACAAUUAAUUCAUCUCAUGUUAUUUGUAUCAACUUAUUUACAUUAUUUUUUUUACCAUUAGCAUUUAUUAAUAAAGGCAAGUUUACAUGUUGUUAGGAAUGUUAAUGCCAUCUUGCUUUGUUGACUGCGAAGAAUUCUCUUGUUGGUCCUCUUUUAUUUAACUAUUUCGAUUACGUAUAGCUACAAAUACGAAUAAUCACUACCAGACGAUUGUUACUAAUAGAAACAAAUACGAACUGAUAUGUACAAUACAAACAUAAUUCCUACUGGCAAUGGAUUUCGACACUUCUAUGGUGUUAUUCGCAAUAGGGAGGAGAGGACCGGACCAUGUGGGAGGAGGGGAUUCUAAGCACAUAAAUUUGUACUUUGUCUUUCGUUUAAUAGUAUGAAGAAGAUUGGAACCCAAACCUUAAUUUAUUGUCUUUCUUUUAUGGUAAUUUAUCGUAAUUUAGUCGUUUAUCGUGAGGAAAUUAUCUAACCAGAGGCAUUUUGUAAAAUUACAAGUGUGAAUAUAAGUGGAUUUAGUGGAAUGAUUCGUAAAAUUAAAAAAAUAGAGUAUUUGUGAGAAAAACUCUUGUCCCACGGUGAAACCAGAGACAAUUUAUUAUUAUUAUUAUUAUCAAUGAACCAGAUACAUUUGCUAAAACCUAAACCAAAAAACAAAAAAAAAAACAAAUAUCUUUGUUCAGCAAAAUGAUAUUGAAAUAUCUUUUUUUUGGUAGAAAAUUUUAAAUAUCUUUGUUUCCCUUUUUCUAUAAAAGUUCAGUGAAUAUAAAAAAAAAAAAAAACAAAACACCCUCCUCUACUUUCUCACCUUGGACCUGCUAAUAUCUCUAUAUAAGAAGGGCCAGAGCAUCAUCUUCAAACCCAUCGCUUCUCCCUUCCUUCCUUCAACCUCCUCUCCAAAUCUGCUCAAUCACAUUCUCCAUUUUCAAUCCUUCUUCCUCCUCACUUUCUUAAACCUCUAGCAAAACAAAGAAAGACAACAACAAUGGUUGUCCCUUCCCCAAUUUCCUUCUGGGCCAAGAAAUCCAGGGCUGUCGGAAUCCCGACCGUCGACCUAUCCCUGGACAGAGAAUCCAUGUCGGAAUCGAUCGUGGACGCCUGCGAAGAGCUCGGGUUCUUCAAGGUUGUCAACCACGGCGUCGAUAUGGAGGCAGUUUCCCGCUGGGAGAAGGAAGGUGCCGAAUUUUUCGCCAAGCCGGCGCCGGUGAAACAGAGGGCCGGACCGGCGGCGCCUUUCGGCUACGGCUGCAAGAACAUUGGGUGCAAUGGCGACACGGGCGAGCUCGAAUACCUCACCCUCCAUACCAAUCCGGCUUCACUUUUCGAGCGAUCGCUCACCAUCUCUGAAGAACCGGAGAAUUUCAGAUCCGUGGCGAACGAUUACAUAGAGGAAGUGAAAGACCUGGCUUGUGAAAUCCUCGAUUUGGCCGCGGAGGGGCUGCAGAUCGCGGACAAGUACGCCUUCAGCCGGCUGAUCAGGGACACUCACAACGACUCGGUCAUCAGGAUCAACCACUAUCCUUGGGGGAAAAAGGGUCCCGCCCCACAGCGGGACCAACGACCUUCCCCCAAGACGAGGAUCGGGUUCGGGGAGCAUUCGGACCCUCAGAUCCUGACCCUCCUCCGAUCCAACGAGGUCUCGGGCCUCCAGAUCUGCACCAGGGACGGUUUGUGGGUCUCCGUCCAGCCGGACCCCAACGCGUUCUACGCGAUCGUCGGCGAUGCAUUUCAGGCACUUACCAACGGGAGAUUCAUGAGCGUGAGGCACAGAGCGCUGGCCAACUCAACGAGAACUCGAAUGUCGAUGAUGUACUUCGGCGCGCCGGCGUUGGACGCGUGGAUUUGUCCCGUGCCGGAGUUGAUCUCCCACGACAGUCCAUGCCUGUACCAGCCUUUCACCUGGGGAGAGUUCAAGUCGGCCGUCUAUGCCAUGCGGCUGGCCGAUUCACGACUUGACCUCUUCAAGAAAGUACACCCACCGUCUUCUUAGCUCUAUAGCUAUACAAUCUUGUUAGUAAUAUGCCCUAAAAGAGUUGAUAGAAAAUAUUUACGAAUUUGUUUGUAGAUCAUGUCUGUAGUGUCAUAGAGAUCGAUGUAAUUUUUUUUUUUUUUUGGUCGGGUUGAAACCUUUAGCAUGUUUUGCUCGGUUGUGUAGAGGAAGAAACAAAAGGAACAGAAGAAAAGAAAAAAGCCACAUAGAUGAUAGACAAAUAAAUAUGGCUCAUCGCCCACAGCUAAGCUAGCUGGAUGUAAAUAGUGCCUAGUUUUGUCCCUCUAGUUUUUUUCUCCAUUUAUUCUUUUCACCCGCCAAUUGUUCAAUUGUUAUUGUUUGCUGUUUCGACACAUAUAUAUAAUAUAUAUAUAUUUGUUUUGUAAUUUUGUUCAUUUUAGGGUGGCGUUAUAGUUUUCCGUUGUGAGAUUGGAAGAGUUUUCUUCUGUUCUCGAUAAGUCGAUGGACUCGAGGAAUGUGUUGGAUUGGAAUCGGUUUUAUAGCGAGAAACUUCUGGUGUUUUGAAUUUAAUAAAUGCAUUUUUGAUUUGUAUGAGGAGCAACGAUUCUAAAUAUGGUUCGCACUUGUUUAACAAUAGUUCGAACUUCGAAUGAAAGCGUUUGAUAAUUUUAAUAGUUUUUUUGAGAAUAAGGUCAUUACUAUAACUAUUGCUACAGAGAAAAGAUAAAUGAUAAACUUGACAUGUGUGCUAUUAGUGGCGUAGCCAGAAAUUUUGUUAGGGUGGUUCCAACACUUUAAAGAAAAUAAUUCAUAACUUAUAUUAAUAAUUUACCAUAGUCCACAACGUGUUUUCAUAUUCAGAAAAGUAUGUAAAAUACAUUCAUCAUCCAAAAGAUCAAGGAUGUAUCUAUCAAUGUAAUGAACAAAAAAAAAAAUCAUUCAUAAUUUCAUCAUUCAUCCAAUUCUGAAGUGUGUUUUUCACGAAGUUCAUUGUAGAAAAGAAUGUAAAAUACCAUCAGAUAUCUUGAACCUGCUACAAAAUAUGGAUGAAAAUGAACAUGAUUGAAAGAAAGAAUAAGAGGAGGAAGAGUCGAGAUUCCCAACUCAACCCCUUUAAUUACUUCAUUCUCACCACUUGGUAAUAAGAUUGAGUAGAUAAUCACAAUGAAGGAGGUUAGUGACUCACUAGCAACCUCUGAACAAAAGCAAAGAGAUGCUUAACCACCAUUACCACCAAGAAUCAACUAGUAUCUUUUCCAAAAUUCGAUUUUUUUCAAGGAUAAGACAACUCACACUUGGCUUUUUACCUCACACUUUAUAUGCGGCGGCAUCGUCUACUGAUUCUGGCUUAACGUGGUAGGAUAUCAAAUGGACGAACCUGCAUAUCGACCCCAUUUUUGUUUUAAGCGCAGAAGACUCCUGGAUUCAGAUGGUAAUUUACUAUUGUUUGCUUAUUGUAUUUUGCUAGGAAUUUUACUUCAUUAGAUUUGUUGCCAAGAUUGUUAGCAUUGACCCAAAUCUCACCUUGAACCAUGAGAUUUGCAAGUCCGUGUUGUCUACAAAUUUGGACUCUUAUUAAAGUAUGUGGAUCCCAAGCAUUUUACUCCCCUAAAAUUGGAUUUGAAAAAUGAAGGUUUUCAUUAAAAUCUGGGUUUUAUAAAAUUAUGUGUUUAUGAUAGAAUUGGUCCAUUAAGAAUUUGGACCAAACUAUUGUAGCAUGGUGGAUUUUAUGAUGCACUUGUUGAAUUAGAUUUGUGGGUAUGAAAUACAAUUUACCUUAUUGC
Molecule: messenger RNA, 4549 nt
Organism: Linum trigynum
Lineage: Eukaryota; Viridiplantae; Streptophyta; Magnoliopsida; Malpighiales; Linaceae
Source: the annotation of a GenBank genome assembly